Mugil cephalus (flathead mullet) is the source of this 4336-nucleotide messenger RNA. RefSeq names its product mutS homolog 6 (E. coli) (gene msh6). Gene Ontology annotation, biological process: mismatch repair. The coding region runs from base 130 to 4293 and encodes 1387 amino acids. Gene Ontology annotation, cellular component: MutSalpha complex; nucleus. NCBI's taxonomy places the organism in Eukaryota, Metazoa, Chordata, Actinopteri, Mugiliformes, Mugilidae. The record is from RefSeq and is a predicted model, not a curated record. Gene Ontology annotation, molecular function: mismatched DNA binding; ATP-dependent DNA damage sensor activity; ATP binding. The transcript is spliced from 10 exons.
CCCACAACAUCCUCUGCGUGUGUUUCCCGCGAACAAGGUGGGCUCGCGCCGUGCGGCAGCUCUGUAGCUGGGUUGGGCACACAGUCUUCAGGUUUACUUCCAAAAUACUGCGCAUAGAAAGUCGCACUCAUGGCGAAGCAAAGCUCACUUUUCAACUUUUUCACCAAGUCUCCGCCGCCGGUCUGCAAGGCCAAGCCGAAGACGAGCCCCUCUCCGACCGAGGCAGACCUGCCGUCCUCGGUGAAGAAGUCCAACUCCUCUCCUAAAGAGCAAGCUAAACAGGCCACGCAGGAGCAGAAGGAGAAGCAGCCAGCAGCAAAGACCAGCAGCAAAGUGAAACAGAAAAGUAACGCCAAAACUGCCAGCGGGGGAUUAAAGAAACUAUUCGGCGACAAGGCCCCGGCGGCUAAAGAAAGCAGCUCCACAUGCUCAUUCAAUGCUGGUGCCCUUGUGUGGGCCAAGCUAGAGGGACACCCCUGGUGGCCGUGCAUGGUGGUGCCCCAGCCUCUGACGGGACAGCAGAUGAGGGGCCGCGGUCGGGACCAACGCGUACAUGUUCACUUCUUUGAUGAACCUCCUACUAGAGGAUGGGUCAGCAGUAAAUAUAUCAGAGAGUACCGAGGCUCUGACAGCAGUGAUGCUAAAACUGGAGGGGUGUACUUCAGUGGUAAACCUGUGAUCCGACGUGCAAUGGAGAUGGCUGAUGGAGUUAUGUUUGACACCCCGGAGAAAAGAUUAAAGAUGCCUCUCUGCAUGGAUCCAUCAGACGAGGAAGAGGAUGAUGAGGAAGACAUGGAGCUCGACAACUCAACUUUGACCGAUGAAGAGGACAGCGACGUGGAUGAUGAGGAAAAAGAUGAUGAACCAGCCAAAGUCAGUCGUCGUUCAUCUCGUUCUUCCACGGAAAAGGGAAACACAGCCAAGCGCCGUCGCAUCAUUGUAGCCUCAGACAGCGAAGGGUCAGAUGAUGAGUUCAAACCUGAACAUGCUGCGUCGAGCAGCGAGGAGGAGGAAGAAGAGGAGGCGGCGGUGAGCAGUGAAGAGGAGAGCACGCAGGAGUCGGAACCAGAAAGCCCCGUCAAGCCUGUGAAGCGUAAACGCCCUGCGGAGAAGUCCACCAACACAAAAGCAAAGGCGCCCGCUGCCCUGUUCGCUGCACCCAAACGAGCUCCGGCAGCAGCAGUCACAGCUGACACCAAGUCUCGUUUAUCAGCCUUCUCUGCUCCUGACAGCUUUGAGAGUCAGACAAGUGGACCAGGAUCCACUGGCGGAGCAACGAUUUGGGAUCACGAGAAGCUGGAGUGGUUGCAGGACGGCAGGAGGAAAGACAGACAGAGGCGACGUCAGUCUGAGGACGACUACGAUCCUUCCACUCUGUAUGUGCCAGAAGACUUUCUGAACAGAGCCACUCCUGGUAUGCGUAGGUGGUGGCAGCUCAAAUCUGAGAUGUUUGACACAGUGAUUUUCUACAAGGUGGGGAAGUUUUAUGAGCUCUACCACAUGGAUGCCGUGACUGGAGUCAAUGAGCUGGGGCUCACGUUCAUGAAGGGGACCUGGGCGCACUCGGGUUUUCCAGAGAUCGGCUUUGGGCGUUUCUCAGAUGUACUUGUCCAGAAAGGCUACAAGGUGGCUCGCGUGGAGCAGACGGAGACGCCAGAGAUGAUGGAAGCUCGCUGCAAGACCAUGGCUAAGCCAACAAAAUUUGACCGUGUGGUGAGGAGGGAAGUGUGCCGGAUUAUCACGCGUGGUACCCAGACAUACAGUGUGUUGGACGGUGCUCCCUCAGAGAGUCAAAGCAAGUUCCUUCUGAGUUUGAAGGAGAAGGCAGAAGAGGAAAGCUCUGGUCGUUACCGCACCUACGGAGUCUGCUUUGUAGACACCUCCGUGGGUUAUUUCCACGUCGGUCAGUUCCCAGACGACCGUCACUGCUCCCGCCUGCGCACCCUGAUCGCUCACUUUUCCCCUGCUGAAGUGCUGUUUGAAAAGGGGAACCCAUCUGUUGAAACCCGCAAAAUACUGAAGGCCUCUCUGUCCUCCGCUCUGCAGGAAGGUCUGAAUCAGGGGACACAAUUCUGGGAUGCUCAGAAGACUCUGAAAACCUUGUCUGAAGAAGAUUAUUUUAAAGACGCUGCUGAGAAGGAGAACAGCACUGGGAGCAGUUUCCUCCCUGCUCUCUUGAAGAAGAUGACCUCCGAGAGUGAUUCACUGUGUCUUACUCCCAAGGAUGGCUAUGAACUAGCACUGUCAGCUUUGGGUGGAUGUAUAUUCUAUCUCAAGAAAUGCCUGGUAGACCAAGAGUUGCUCUCAUUGGCCAACUUUGAAGAAUACAUCCCAGUUGAUGUGGAGAUGGAGCAAGCAGCUGGACCUGCGAGUUUCUUUGCUCAGACUCGUCAGCGUAUGGUCCUUGAUGGAGUGACUCUGGCAAACUUGGAAAUCUUCCAGAACGGGACAGGAGGAGCAGAAGGGACACUGUUGGAGCGUUUGGACACCUGCUCUACCCCAUUUGGCAAACGGCUGCUGAAGCAGUGGCUCUGCGCGCCCCUGUGUAACCCCACAUCGAUCAAGGAUAGACUGGACGCCGUGGAGGACCUGAUGGGAGCUCAGGCCCAGGCUACAGAGGCUACAGACCUGCUGAAGAAGCUCCCAGAUCUGGAGCGUCUCCUGAGCAAGAUCCACAGCAUUGGCACCCCUCUGAAGGGGCAGGACCACCCUGACGGCAGGGCGGUUCUCUAUGAGGAGGUCACUUACAGCAAGCGCAAGAUAGCAGACUUCCUCUCUGCUCUGGAAGGUUUCAAAACUAUGCGGGAGAUCAUUUCUGCCUUCGCUCCACUUUCAGGCGAAAUUCGUUCCGCGUUGCUCCGUCAAGUCGUCAGUCUGAAGAGUGAAAAAAAUGGCCUCUUUCCCGACCUCUCUGCCGAGCUUCAACGCUGGGACACGGCUUUUGACCACCAGAAAGCCCGCACCACUGGCGUCAUAAGCCCGAAAGCCGGCUUUGACCCGGAGUACGACCAGGCCCUGGCCGAUAUCAAGAACUGCGAACGAGAGCUGCAGGACUACCUGGACAGGCAGAAGAAAAGACUCGGCUGUAAAAGCAUGGCCUUCUGGGGAACUGGGCGAAACCGUUAUCAGAUGGAGGUUCCCGACAGCAUCUCAGAGAGGAAUAUCCCAGAGGAGUAUGAAGUGAAGUCCACAAAGAAAGGCUGGAAGCGUUACGUGACAAAGGAGACUGAACGUCUGUUCUCAGAGCUGCAAGGAUUCGAGGAGAAGAGAGACGCUGCUCUGAAAGACUGCAUGAGGAGACUCUUCUACAACUUUGACAAAAACUACAAAGAGUGGAAGACUGGAGUGGAGUGCAUGGCAGUGCUUGAUGUGCUGCUGGCCAUGUCACGCUACAGCCAGGGUGGAGACGGACCAAUGACCAGACCACAGGUGGUGCUCCCUGAGGAUGACAACCAGGUGGUGCCCUACGUUGACCUCAUUGGAUCCCGCCACCCUUGUGUCACCAAGACCUUUUUCGGGGACGACUUCAUCCCUAAUGACGUCUUCAUCGGCUGCCCCGGCAGCAGCGAAAGCGAGGUGGAAGGUUGCGCCUCGUGCGUCCUCGUCACGGGGCCGAACAUGGGCGGAAAGUCUACCCUCAUGAGACAGUGUGGACUUGUGAUCAUCCUGGCCCAGCUCGGUUGCUACGUUCCGGCUGAAAGCCUCCGCUUCACGCCAGUUGACAGGGUCUUCACUCGGCUGGGAGCCUCGGACCGCAUCAUGGCCGGAGAGAGCACCUUCUUCGUGGAGCUGAGCGAGACUGCCAGCAUCCUGCACCACGCCACUAAACACUCGCUCGUGCUCCUGGAUGAACUGGGAAGGGGCACGGCUACAUAUGACGGCACAGCGAUCGCCAGCGCUGUUGUGAAGGAGCUUGCUGAGAAGAUCUGCUGUCGCACGCUUUUCUCCACACAUUAUCACUCCCUGGUGGAGGACUACGCCAGCAACCCCGCUGUGCGCCUGGGCCACAUGGCGUGCAUGGUGGAGAAUGAAUGUGAGGAUCCAAGUCAGGAGACCAUCACAUUCCUCUACAAGUUCAUCACCGGGGCUUGUCCCAAGAGUUACGGCUUCAACGCCGCUCGACUCGCCAGCCUGCCGGAGGAAGUGAUCCAGUCGGGACACAAGAAGGCCAGAGAGUUUGAGAAAAGCACCAUCAGCCUCAGAUUGUUCAAGAAGUUCUGCCAACUUGCUGAUGAUGCUACACUGGACAACGCGCACUUUGCUUCACUUGUCCAACUCAUCCACACCCUGUAGUUUGUAAACAGAUGUUGCUGAAGUUCUGUGUUCUCAGCACUUG